Messenger RNA from Boleophthalmus pectinirostris (great blue-spotted mudskipper), 2432 nucleotides. RefSeq names its product GATA binding protein 4 (gene gata4). The coding region runs from base 170 to 1303 and encodes 377 amino acids. Gene Ontology annotation, cellular component: nucleus. Lineage: Eukaryota; Metazoa; Chordata; Actinopteri; Gobiiformes; Gobiidae. The record is from RefSeq and is a predicted model, not a curated record. The transcript has 6 exons. Gene Ontology annotation, molecular function: zinc ion binding; RNA polymerase II cis-regulatory region sequence-specific DNA binding; DNA-binding transcription factor activity, RNA polymerase II-specific. Gene Ontology annotation, biological process: negative regulation of transcription by RNA polymerase II; positive regulation of transcription by RNA polymerase II; cell fate commitment.
UGGGGCCUCCUCUGCUCUCUCUGUUCAACUUUGUUUUCUUUUCACUCAAAACCGGACCAGCUUUUUCAGAACCCGUGUGGAUGUAUUAUUUAAAGUAAUUUUUCCCGUAUUAACUUGUGGGUGAAGUACACUGUUUCUUCAGCAACACGGAUGUCCAGUCUCAGGAGAAAUGUACCAGGGCAUAAUGACAACUAACCACGGAGCCCCGUCCUAUGAGGCUGGUUUUCUCCACAAUGCUCCUGCAGGUACUUCACCGGUCUAUGUGCCGACCACACGAGUGGUCACCCCGAUGAUCCCAGCGCUGCCUUACCUUCAGACGGCCGGUGCCUCGCAGCAGGGCAGCCCGGUAUCAAGUCACUCUGCCUGGGCACAGGCGGGCGCCGAGUCCGUGUCUUCGUACAAUCACUCCCCGGUGUCUCCACGCUUCAGCUUCUCCACCAGCCCACCCCUGUCCUCGGGUAUGGCCUCCGCCCGGGAAACUGCGUCUUAUUCCAGCCCGCUGAACAUCUCCACAAACGGGAGAGAUCACUACGGAGCCCGAGGGCUCAGCGGCUCGUACCACAGUCCUUACACCACCUACAUGAGCCCCAACGUGGGAGGAACGUGGACGGCAUCUCCGUUCGACAGCCCGGUGCUGCACGGCCUCCAACCCGGGGGAAAUCCCGGAGCGACACGGCAUCCUAACAUAGAUCUGUUUGAUGAUUUUGCUGAGGGGCGUGAGUGUGUGAACUGUGGGGCGAUGUCCACCCCACUGUGGAGGCGGGAUGGUACGGGCCAUUACCUGUGCAACGCCUGUGGACUGUACCACAAGAUGAAUGGCAUCAACAGACCUCUGAUCAAACCUCAGCGGCGACUGUCAGCCUCGAGACGAGUGGGUCUCUCCUGCACCAACUGUCACACAACUACCACCACACUGUGGCGCCGCAAUGCAGAGGGAGAGCCCGUGUGCAACGCCUGUGGGCUCUACAUGAAACUGCACGGGGUUCCCCGACCUCUGGCUAUGAAAAAAGAGGGCAUCCAGACACGCAAACGGAAACCCAAAAAUGUGAAUAAGUCUGGGAGUUCAGGCAGUGAGGGCAGCACAGCAGCUCCUCGCCCCCCACCCCCCUCAGAGGAGCCCCGACAGAUAAAAACAGAGCCGGACACCCACCUCUAUACACACAGCGCACACACACAGAUCUCAGCCCUGCCGGCGUAUAUGUCCGCACAAGGAGGAGCCAUCCCUCUGAAGAUGUCUCCCGGGAGCCACAGUGGGUCCACCAGCUCCAAGAAUGAGCCUUGGAAUAAUCUUAUCCUGGCUUAGGAGAACCGGUAUCACAAAGCUAUUUUAUAUAUUCAACAGACUGAGUCGCAGCCUUAUGCUUUCAUAGUGCCUUGUCCAUAAACUGGAGCUGCAAUAGACUAAAAUGCACAAAUGCUGCAUUUACUUUGUGAACUGUGGUUGAAGGAAGAGAUGAGCUAAACUAGGACGAAGAAUGCUCCAAUCCUUUUGACCUGAUUGUAUGUCAAUAUGAAGACGUCUGAAGGAGUAUGUGACAGACACUGGUGCGGUCAGACAUUUUCACUGUAUUUUACUUUUAUUGUUUUGUUUUCAUGAUAUGCAGUUGCUUCAAAACAAUAUUUGAUAAGAUAAAGUACUGUCUAUGAAUUAUAUAAUACAUAACACAUUUAAGUCUAUGAGACAUUUAUGUAUAUUAGUGUUGAGUAUGAGAAAGGUGACAAAUCAUUGGGCAAAAACCACAAACAGAAAUUUAAAUAAUUACAUUCUAGAAAAUUUAAUAAUAUUUUGUGCUCAGUACAUUUUAAAAGCAAGUCACUCCCUCCUCUUCAGUUACACAUUUCACAUAUACUGUAAGUGCAAUAAAAACAUGUAUAGUAUUUUGAACUGGUUUUAACAGUGAUUGUACAGUAAUUUAGUAUGGAAUUAUUUUUAUCAACACAAUAGACUACCUAUGCAGCGCAACUUGCACAUUGAAUACUAUGUGGAUUUAGCGCCCCCUGCUGAAAGCACUGCACCUACAAGACGGUCUGACUAUCAUGGGGUUCCUAAUGUUUGUAGCUGAUGAUAUAGAGCUUUACCGAUAGCCCUAUUAUCGGUAUUUAUUAAAAGCACAGCCCAAAAUAAAACAUAAUGUAAGUAAUAUUUGAAUUUGAUGUUUAUAUAAUUUUUUUUAACAGAUUUUGCUUAUGAAAACUUUUGUCAGUUGAACCCAUGUUUUAUUACAGUAUAGCAAUUUAUGUAUCCCUAUAAGCUCCACUCCUUUUGAUGAAUUAUAUGAAAUUGGCACAUAAAGUUACAGAUAUAAAAAUAUCUUCAGUGAAACAUGCACAGCUUUUAUGUGCACCUCCAACAGAACAGAACACUUAAAAUGUUAAUGGUGGGCUUACUUUCAAAAUGAUUUUUAUGACCCUUGUCGCUUUGGUUAAAUGUA